Dipodomys spectabilis (banner-tailed kangaroo rat) is the source of this 976-nucleotide messenger RNA. It is a transcript of the gene Borcs8, whose product is annotated as BLOC-1 related complex subunit 8. The transcript is spliced from 5 exons. Gene Ontology annotation, cellular component: BORC complex. Bases 307 to 666 code for a protein of 119 amino acids. The record is from RefSeq and is a predicted model, not a curated record. Lineage: Eukaryota; Metazoa; Chordata; Mammalia; Rodentia; Heteromyidae.
AAGGCAGGCGCUUAUCCGACCCGAAAUGGACAAUCCGUGGCUCUGUCCUUCAGCUGGUCUGUCCCUGGAGAAAGGGGUUCAGGAGGGCAGUCCUCGCACCUCCCCGGCCUAGGCACCCCCCGUGCCUCCGGGCGUCCCCUCCGCCGCCACGGCCCCGCCGCCCGCCGCUUGCGGGCCCCGCGCUGUCCGGGCAGCCCUGCCCGCGGCCUCCGGAACUGGGGCCGAGCGACGUCCGGUUUCCGCGGGGAAGCUUUAGGCUGCUGCCCGCCCCCGGACUUCCGGUUCCGCCAGCCGCGGUCGCUCGCCAUGGAGGAGCCGGAGAUGCAGCUCAAAGGGAAGAAAGUCACAGACAAGUUCACAGAGAGUGUCUAUGUUCUGGCAAACGAACCAUCCGUGGCACUGUACCGGCUGCAGGAACACGUGCGCCGCUCGCUGCCGGAGCUGGCCCAGCACAAGGCCGACAUGCAGCGCUGGGAAGAGCAGAGCCAGGGAGCCAUCUACACCGUGGAGUAUGCCUGCAGCGCCGUGAAGAACCUGGUGGACAGCAGCGUGUACUUCCGCAGCGUGGAGGGCCUGCUCAAGCAGGCCAUCAGCAUCCGGGACCACAUGAACGCCUCCUCGCAGGGCCACAGGGAUCAGGUGCUCCGCGCUCUCCUGCCUCGGUGAUCCGCGGGGUGAUCGGGUGCUCUGCGCUCUCCUGCCUCGGUGAUCCGCGGGGUGCUCUGAGGACAAGGACAGGCCUGCUCUCGGGGCAAUGGGUGAACACGACCGCAGGGCACACUGGCCAGGGCAAAGGCCCCGGGGCUGCGGGCCCUGGGUGGACGCGGAGGCGCUGGCGGGGGUCUUCUCGGCCCCUGGGGCCGCGGGAGGGCAAGCCGAGACCCGCCGGCCGGCCUGGGAACGAACGCGCGUCUUCUGCAGCAGCUCUUUGUGAUUGUGUGUUCGCUGUGAUUUAAUAAAGCACGCAUGCGCCACA